AUGCCUCCCUCGACCAUCAUCCUCUGUCGUCACGCUCAAGCGACUCACAAUGUCGGCAAUGACUACUCUCUUCCCGAUGCUCCCCUUACUGACCUAGGGAAACAACAAUGUUCUAAACUUCCUGAAUUUGUUCCUCUAGAAUUGCAAAAGAAAGUUCAAUUGGUAGUUAGCAGUCCAUUGAAGAGGACGUUGCAGACUAGUGUUAUUGGAUGGGGUCCUACGAUUGAGAGAUUGGGAGGAAGGAAAGAGGUGAUUUGUUUGCCUCAGUUGCAGGGUGACCCAUGCGAUACCGGCUCGCCUCGUGAGGUCCUCGAGGCCGACCCAGAGUUCAAUUCCUUCGACCUCUCCCUCCUGACUGCAGACUGGACAUCCAAGCGUGGACAAUUCGCCGCAGACGAAGCCUCGCUGAACAAGCGAGCCCAGUGGGUCCGUCAAUGGCUUCGCUCCCGCACAGAGGACACCAUCCUCGUCGUCGCCCACGGUGACAUCCUCCGUCGCAUCACUGCCGGCCCUCACGGCAACUCUACCCACGCUUGGAACAACGCCGAGGCCAGAACCUACGACUUUGACCCCGCUUGGGUCGACAAGGAUGAGGCUUUCCUCACUUCUGAAGGAUUGCAAGUCACGGCGGGUGGAUGGCAACCUACUUCUACCGAAUUUGCCGGAAAGUCCGGAAAUGACGAUGGGAAGUUGUGA
Messenger RNA from Microstroma glucosiphilum, 696 nucleotides. RefSeq names its product phosphoglycerate mutase-like protein. The coding region runs from base 1 to 696 and encodes 231 amino acids. Gene Ontology annotation, molecular function: phosphatase activity. The record is from RefSeq and is a predicted model, not a curated record. Gene Ontology annotation, cellular component: cytoplasm. The transcript is spliced from 2 exons. Lineage: Eukaryota; Fungi; Basidiomycota; Exobasidiomycetes; Microstromatales; Microstromataceae.